This is a messenger RNA of Wasmannia auropunctata (little fire ant), 1604 nucleotides long. Its product is annotated as muscleblind-like protein 2. The transcript is spliced from 3 exons. Bases 1019 to 1351 code for a protein of 110 amino acids. The record is from RefSeq and is a predicted model, not a curated record. Gene Ontology annotation, molecular function: metal ion binding. Lineage: Eukaryota; Metazoa; Arthropoda; Insecta; Hymenoptera; Formicidae.
AUAUGCACGUGACGUAUAUACUCGUGGAUGGGUGGCGGCGACCUGACACAUGCGUUCUUGUUCUCCGCUUUAUCACGUGCUUCGGUUCCGACUGGUUGAUUGAUUUUUUUCGAUUUUACUUCUAUCUGACCGUGCAUACAUCUAUAUGUAACCUCCCAUUUUCGAUAUAUAUACACACAUAUAUAUAUUAUUUAUAAUGAAUAUAUAUUAUAUAUAUAUUCUUGAAACGCUGGCUUGGUAUGUGUGCACCGCCGCCGCAUUAUUUCGAUGACCGCCCAUCAAAUCUCGAUGCCCCCGUGGACAAAAUCGGAAUUAAUGUCUGUGCGGUACACCCUGGUACAUGCACACACAUACACACACACACACACACACACACACAUUUGUCGUUCAUCGAAUUUAAAAAUGUGUAUAAUAUUGCGCGCCCGAAUACUCACCGUACAUUCGCGCGCACCAUACCACGCGUGGCAACCAACGCGCCGAAAUUCCCUCCUCGUUUGCACGACCAUGCGUGUAAACGAACUCGAAAAAAAAAAAAAAUAAAUAAAUAAACGACGGGCGCGGCGACAAGCCGACGAUUUACACUUUCGUUUUCCGUAAUUUACGCUUUCAUUUUUCUCGCGCUUUUUCACUCGUUCACCUCGCGUACCGGCGCGUUUAUCGGGACGACGAACGGCUGCGACUGCAAUUUAACCGACGACUCAUCAUGUUCCCUUCGUGGAGUGCUUAAUUAAAAAAAAAAUAAUAAUGAUGAUAACAAUAAUAACAAUAACGCAAAAUUAAAUGAAUGAGACACGCAUAAAAAAAAAUUUUGGAACUGAACGAUAAAACGAAUUCGAUCUCACUGUCGUACAUGUACCUGGAUGCUCCGAGGACACGCUCCACGCGUGUCUCCUUUGAUCUGGUGCCUUCUUCCACCGAAUUCAACCGACUGUGGUAAUGAACGACCACCAAAAAAAAAAAAAAAACUACCGAUACUUGAAAAAAAAAAAUACCGUACGAACACUGCCUCGUUUGCUGCAUGUGGAUCGCCUUAGCAGCCUUAGCCACUGUCGGGGCCCAAAUGGUCCCUCAAAACGCUCACUGUGUCGUCUACACAGACAGCUGCGGACAGUUACUGGACACCCUCCCGGUGUGCCAAGAUUUUAAUCGACAAGUGUGCAACCGUCCCGCCUGCAAGUUUAUUCAUCUCAGUGACGGAAACGUGGAGGUGAUUGAGAACCGCGUAACGGUGUGCAGGGACGCAGUGAAGGGCGCGUGCAUGCGACCUCAGUGUAAAUAUUACCACAUACCGAUCGCGUUGCCGCCGGCACCUCUGAUGGCGAUCGCAUCGUCCGCUUUCGCCAGCGGCUAACGCGCUGGGACCGCGCGGGGGAGAACGAGGAAGAAGACUCGAUAAACUUGCGCGAACACGCAUCUCCGUACACGUCGGGAUUGUGCAUCGAGGCAGCAUCGGUAGCGACGGCGGCGAACAAAGCAAGAGCUUGGGGAGGAGAUGGAGGCGCCGAGCCGAGGAACGUCGUCGUUUCUUGUGUCGUCGAUUCGAUUUAGCUUCAACAGCACGUCGAUAUUCCUCCGCGACAUUCCUCUCCGAUGUAUGUACAUGC